Messenger RNA from Lasiosphaeria miniovina, 4358 nucleotides. RefSeq names its product ankyrin repeat-containing domain protein. Gene Ontology annotation, biological process: nucleoside metabolic process. The transcript has 4 exons. Gene Ontology annotation, molecular function: catalytic activity; protein binding. NCBI's taxonomy places the organism in Eukaryota, Fungi, Ascomycota, Sordariomycetes, Sordariales, Lasiosphaeriaceae. Bases 119 to 3943 code for a protein of 1274 amino acids. The record is from RefSeq and is a predicted model, not a curated record.
GCCUACCGGCGAUCUUGAUCUCUCUCACAAAACUCCCAAGCAUUUCUCGCUCCUUCCAGCUCAAUAUCGUCGUCGCUACGGCCGCUGGAAUUUUUCUCACCGACAAAAUCUCCUAUCCAUGGCCUUCCCGAUGCCGGGGCCGUCCAAACAACGACCAUUCAAUACCACCAUAGUCUCUAUGUCGGAACAAAAGAAAACCCUCAAUACAGCCACGACCAUGCCCAUCCCGGGACCAUCUAUCGAAGACUAUACGAUUGGUUGGAUAUGUGCCCUACAAGAAGAAUACGAGGCUGCAUGUCGGAUGCUUGACGAAGAAUUUGAUGGUCCUGAGACAAAUGAGAUCAAUGAUAACAAUACCUACACUCUUGGCCGCAUUGAUGGACAUAGUGUGAUCAUUGGAUGCCUACCAGAUGGUGUGUAUGGGGCCAGCUCUGCAGCGAUCGUCGCUAGAGAUAUGGUCCGAUCGUUCCCCAACUUGAAGUUCGCCUUAAUGGUGGGCAUUGGGGGAGGCGCUCCAACACGGGAAAGAGACAUUCGACUCGGUGAUGUUGUGGUCAGCGCACCACGGGGCGCGUUCGGAGGCGUGGUGCAAUAUGAUUUAGGAAAACGGCAGUCAGACGGUCGAUUCCAGCGGACCGGCCAGCUAAACGCUCCCCCAACGGUACUUCUAGGAGCGCUCCCCAGGAUCAAACGUCACCACAAUGACCCAAGGAAGCCGGAUAGAAUCGCCGAGCACCUAAAACUCAUGGAUGAUAUGCCUGACUACCGGCGUCCGGCCCAAGAUCAAUUGUUUCGCGCCGACUAUGACCAUAAGGAUGGGAAGAACUGCAGUAGUUGCGAAGUUAGCGGGUUGGAGGAGCGUCCGCUACGUUCUAUCAGCCGUGAAGUCAUUGUCCACUACGGCACUAUUGCAUCCGCUAAUUCCGUCAUGAAAGAUGCAGCGGAGAGAGACCGAUACGCCCAAGACCCAGAGCUUAACGUGCUAUGCUUCGAGAUGGAAGCCGCGGGCUUGAUGAAUAACUUUCCGUGCCUGGUGAUUCGAGGGGUUUGCGAUUAUUCAGACUCGCAUAAAAAUGAUGAAUGGCAUAAAUAUGCAGCGCUGACAGCUGCCGCAUAUGCGAGAGAGCUUCUUUAUGAGUUGAAACCUCAGAAGGUAUCCACGCUAGAGUCAUGGGUAGGGAAACUAGCAGAACUUCAGAACGACGUACGGGAAAUCCACUCCACGACGAGCCGUAUAUAUGCGGGGGUUGAUAGUCUCAAGUCAGACGGUCAUCUUGACAAACUCAAGAAGUGGCUCUCUCCUCCCGAUCCCUCAACCAAUCUUAAUACGGCAAAGGAGAAGCGCCACGAAGGCACUGGAGGUUGGUUUAUCGAUAGCGCCGCUUUUGUUGAGUGGAAGUUGGGAUCUCGCCGACACCUAUGGCUGCACGGGCUGGCGGGCUGUGGCAAGACGGUCCUCACCUCGACCAUUCUUGACCAUCUGCAGGACAUCCAGAAAGACUCGUAUGUGUGCCUGGAUUUCUUCUUCGACUUUCGCGACCAGGCCAAACAGCACCUUGACAACCUUUUACGUUCGCUUGCGUUCCAGCUAUAUUCACGAUGCGUCGAUUCACAACAGGAGCUGAAUAGUCUAUUUGUCUCGCACGAGGACGGCAAAAAGCAACCAACAACCGAGUCGCUAUCUAAAGCUGUCCAUCUUAUGAUGCAGCGUCCUCACAGGCUUAAGAUCAUAUUGGAUGCUUUGGAUGAAUGCACCGCUAGAUCCGAACUGCUAAAUUGGAUAGAGACCUUGUCUGAUUCUAAGCUAACGAACGUCUACUUUAUCGCUACAAGCAGGCGCGAGGAAGAGCUAGAGUCUGGUCUUGGUAGAUGGAUGGAUAAGGAAAAUAUGAUCCCUCUGGAUAGUAACCUCGUCAAUGCAGAUAUUCGCUCCUAUACUGAAGCAAGACUCCGACAAAGCAGCGAAUUCAUGCGAUGGGCCUCGAGACCUGAUGUGUUGAAAGAGAUCGAAUCCGUAAUUGGGGGAAAAUCUAACGGAAUGUUCCGAUGGGCUGUAUGUCAACUGGAUAGCCUCGAGCACUGCCUGGACUACAAUGAGCUGCAGAGCGCCCUUGAUUCUCUGCCACAAGACUUGAAUGAAACAUAUUCUCGAAUUCUCACAAGUAUUCCCGAAGGCCGGAGAGAAAAGGCAGUCCGAAUUCUCCAAUUUCUAAUAUACUCAGAACGGCCCUUGACUGUUGAAGAAGCUGUGGAUGUAAUAGCCAUCCGCCUCGACCCUCAUGGCCAAUUUGACCAAAAUUCCAGAUUGCCACGUCCCAACGAGAUCACGAGGUUCUGUUCAGGCCUAGUUUCUCUCGUAACUAAGGGAUUUGCUGGGGAAACGGUGACACAGCUCGAGUUGGCCCAUUUUUCCGUUAAAGAGUACCUGAUAUCUACGAAACUCCCGGAAUCAUUUCGAUAUAAAUUUUCCGAACCAAACUCUAGGGGUUCCAUAACACGGAGUUGCUUAGCCUACCUUGCUUGUAUCAAAUCCGGAGAGUCGAUUACCAAUAUCGCUACCCAGUUUCCGCUAGCGAGGUACUCGGCAAAGUACUGGAUGGACCAUGCCAGACCUGCGGAGACCCUGAAUAAUGUCAUACAAAGCAUUUUGGACUUCUUUCAAAAUAAUACGGCAUAUACGACCUGGGGUCGUUUAUUUAACCCUGAAUGUUAUUGGAAUGAGCACCCGGAACCAAAUACAAUUCGCCCACUUUAUUUCGCAUCUCUAAAGGGUCUCAAUACCGUUGUCCAGGCGCUGCUCGGGAAGGGCACCGAUAUAAAUGUACAGGGUGGCAGGUAUGGCAACGCGCUUCAGGCCGCCUCUUCUGAAGGCUACGACAAGAUCAUUGAGAUGCUGCUUGAAAAAGGCGCCGAUGUGAAUGCACAGGGUGGCCACUACGGUAACGCGCUUCAGGCUGCCUCUUCCGAAGGCCACGAUAAGAUCGUCCAGAUGCUGCUCAAGAAGGGCGCCCGUGUGAAUGCAAAGGGUGGCAGGUACGGUAACGCACUUCAGGCCGCCUCUCAUCGAGGCCGCGACAAGAUCGUCCAGAUGCUGCUCGAGAAAGGCGCCCGUGUGAAUGCACAGGGUGGCGAGUACGGCAACGCGCUUCAGGCCGCCUCUUCUAGAGGCCACGACGUGAUCGCCCAGGUGCUGCUCGAGAAGGGCGCCGAUGUGAAUGCAAAGGGUGGCGAGUAUGGCAACGCGCUUCAGGCCGCCUCUUCUAGAGGCCAUGACAUGAUCGUCCAGAUGCUACUCAAGAAGGGCGCUGAUGUGAAUGCACAGAAUUACCGCUACAGUAACGCGCUUCAGGCUGCCUCUUAUGGAGGCCACGAUAAGAUCGUCCAGAUGCUGCUCGAGAACGGUGCCAAUGUGAAUGUACAGAAUGGUAUGUACGGCAACGCGCUUCAGGCUGCCUCUUAUCGAGGCUCCGACAAGAUCGUCCAGAUGCUCCUCGAGAAAGGCGCCGAUGUGAAUGCACAGGGUGGCCACUACGGCAACGCGCUUAAGGCCGCCUCUUCUAGAGGCCACGACAUGAUCGUCCAGAUGCUGCUCGAGAAGGGCGCCGAUAUGAAUGCACAGGGUGGCAGGUACAGUAACCCGCUUCAGGCUGCCUCUUAUGAAGGUCACGAUAAGAUCGUCCAGAUGCUGCUAGAGAAGGGCGCCGAUGUGAAUGCACAGGGUGGCGAGUACGGCAAUGCGCUUCAGGCCGCCUCUUAUGACGGCCACGAUAAGAUCGUCCAGAUGCUGCUCGAGAAGGGCGCCGAUGUGAAUGCACAGGGUGGCAGGUACGGUAACGCACUUCAGGCCGCCUCUAAGCAAGGCUGCGACAAGAUCGUCCAGAUGCUGCUCGAGAAGGGCGCCGGGUGGCGAGUACGGCAAUGCGCUUCAGGCCGCCUCUUAUGACGGCCACGAUAAGAUCGUCCAGAUGCUGCUCGAGAAGGGCGCCGAUGUGAAUGCACAGGGUGGCGAGUACGGCAACGCGCUUCAGGCCGCCUCUUAUCGAGGCCGCAACAAGAUCGUCCAGAUGCUGCUCGAGAAGGGCGCCGAUGUGAAUGCACAGGGUGGCAGGUAUGGCAACGCGCUUCAGGCUGCCUCUUAUGAAGGCUACGAUAAGAUCGUCCAGAUGCUGCUCGAGAAGGGCGCCGAUGUGAAUGCACAGGGUGGCAGGUAUGGCAACACGCUUCAGGCUGCCUCUUAUCGAGGCCGCCGUCACGGCAAGGUCCGUGUGAGAGACGGCAGGUACGCCAGAUCAAGGUGGUCACAAUGAAGGUAACAAGAACUACGAGCAAUGACUGGUAUUAGGGGAAGACUUCAACCU